Culex pipiens pallens (northern house mosquito) is the source of this 3315-nucleotide messenger RNA. It is a transcript of the gene Usp8, whose product is annotated as ubiquitin carboxyl-terminal hydrolase 15. Lineage: Eukaryota; Metazoa; Arthropoda; Insecta; Diptera; Culicidae. The coding region runs from base 180 to 2885 and encodes 901 amino acids. The transcript has 11 exons. Gene Ontology annotation, biological process: protein deubiquitination. The record is from RefSeq and is a predicted model, not a curated record. Gene Ontology annotation, molecular function: cysteine-type deubiquitinase activity.
UUUCUUUGCUGAUAACAUCAUCAUCGUCUGAUCUGCACAGUUUGUUUUCAAUAGUUGCUCGAUAAUUAACAAUUAAAUUAGUGGCUGAAUCUCGGAGAGUGUUUUGCGAAUUGGAGGGAAUUGAAGAAAAGGGAAAGGAUUUUGCGUGAAAUGUACGUUUGAGGUGUGUCGAAAGUGAAAUGGCUCACAAGAAACCGCUUCAUAUGGGCAAGACCCUGACCGAGCUGGAGGAACAUUUCAAGCUAGGGAAGACGAUUGGCCACAAGAAGGUGCUACAGCUAUGUACGGCGGCAAACCGCGUCAAGGAGCACGCCGACCGGCAGUAUUUGGACCGGGACGAGGAGCAGGCGUACGUGUUUUACAUGAAGUACUUGAAUUUAAUUUCGAUGAUCCGGAACCACGGCGAGUAUCGGGAGAAGAAGCACGAGAUUUUGGAAUCUCUGGGGAACAACUCCCAGAUGUUGGUUAUUUACGAUAAGCUGGAGAAGCUUAAGGAUAGUCUGGAGCAGCGGUACAGCCGGUGUGGCGUGGUCCAGGAACGGGAGCUAAACAAGCAACGGAACCAGCAGGACAACAUGACGAUUAUUGUGACCCAGCAGAAGCUUUCGAUUAAUGCUAAAGAGCUGUUGGAGAUGAUUCGGGACUCGAAGACGAGCAUGCUGAUCAUUGACUGUCGGGCGGAGAAGGACUUGCAAGCGUCCGGCAUUCGGUACGAUCACGUGGUGGGCGUUCCGGUGCAGCUGCUGGUGGCCGGAAUGACGGCUGGGAAAAUUCACGAAAAGCUGCCCCCCGAGGACAAACCGCUGUGGUCGUCACGCAAGGUGAAGGAGCAAAUUGUGCUGAUGGAUUACUGCACCGAGGGGAACCUGCGGAAGGACACUCCGCUGUGGGUGUUGAACGAUAUUCUCAACAACUGGGAUCAAGAUGUGGUCUACAAAAAACCGUUCCUCAAGGUUGAAGGAGGCUACAAGAACUUCCAGCUGUGCUAUCCGAUGUGCUGCCGCAAUCCGUCCUACGUCCCGUCGACGAUGGAGUUCAACGAUGAUGCACGGCUUGAGGACAUCGAGUAUCCCAACAUAAGCGAGAUUCGAAUGAAGGACGAUAGCUUUGGAUCGAAGCCUCAGCCGAAUCGACCGGCCGUCGACCGGAACAGCAAGGUGGCCGCCCUUCACGUGUACGAGAGCAAGAGCAAGCCGAUCACCGAGCUGCUGGAGGAGCAGGAAAAGCUGAUGGACAAAUCCAUCCAGAACGAGCGCGAAAUGCUUUCGACGGAGAAUGUGCUGAAGCAGAUUCACGACAAUCAGGAGAACGUCAUGGAUGACAACGAGAAGUUCGAGGAGAUCAGCACGUUAAAGUACCAGCUGAUGCAGAUGGAGGACAAGCAGAAGGAAUUUAUUGCUGAGAACACUAGACUGAAUGAACAGGUUCAGGAGUACAAGAUCCAGGAGCAGAGCUGGAGAGAAAGUGGCGAACGGAUCUCGGCACGCGAAGCCGAACUCCUGGAGCUUGAAGCUCAGCGAAGAAUCAAGGAAAAAGCGGACGAGCAAAAGCGCGUCGAGCAGGAGCGCGACCGGCUUGCCCGGGACCGACUCGCCCAGGAGCGGCUCGAGCAGCGGCGCGAAGAAAUGCUGCGAAUAGCUUACGAAAACAAGCGUCGCCUCUCGCAGCAGCCGCCAACGGUGGAGACUAACGUGGAAGAGAUUCGGCCAAAGGUGCCGCAGUUUGAUCGUGCGGCGAAGCCGUCGGCAAAUGCUGGAGUGUCGGCGGCGGCGGAUUACAACCAGAACGUGUACCGCGAGGUGCAGCGAGACUUUGCGCCGGUGUACGGCAGCGUGGGUCGCGGCCUGACGGGGCUGAAGAAUCUGGGCAACACCUGCUACAUGAACAGCAUCCUCCAGUGCCUGAGCAAUACGGCCUUCCUGCGGGAGCACUUCCUCGAGGGCACCUUCCGGCAGAAUCUCAACAGGAGUAACAAGACCCAAGGCAGGAUUGUUGAAGAGGUGGCCGCCGUCAUUAAAGCGUUAUGGCUCGGACAGUACAAGUGCAUCGCCAGCAAAAACUUGAGGUACGUCGUUGGCCAGUACGAGCGCCAGUUUGGGGGAAUCGAGCAGCAAGAUUCGCACGAGUUUCUCACCAUCCUAAUGGACUGGCUCCACUCGGACAUCCAGACGGUGCCCAUUCAGCAGUACAGCAGCUUGGAGGACCUGUCGGCGUCCGAGAAGGCGUGGAUCGACUACCUGAAGGGCAUGGAGAGUUACGUUUCCAAUCUGUUCUACGGCCAAAUCAAGAGUACGGUAAAGUGCGUACGCUGCGGCAAGGAGAGCGCCACGUACGAGUCCUUCUCCAAUCUGAGCCUGGAACUGCCCCAGAAUGCCAACCGGUGCCAUUUGAACAACUGUCUGGAGAUGUACUUCAACGGCGAAAACAUCCGCGGCUGGAGCUGCCCCCAGUGCAAGAGCAACCAGGAGGCGAUCAAGAAGCUGGCCAUCUCGCGGCUUCCCUCGAUACUGGUGGUCCACUUCAAGCGGUUCUACGCCGACCCGGAGGCCAUCGCGACGGUCUACAAAAAGAAGCAGAACUAUGUCAAGUUUCCGCUGCAAGAGCUCGACAUGACGACCCACAUUGCGCCGUCCGAGCUGAGCCGGAACAAGACGUUGCGCGCCCGCCGGUACCACCUGUUCGGCGUGUCGAACCACUACGGCUCGAUGGAGAGCGGCCACUACACGGCGUUCUGCAAAAACACGGUCCAUCAAAAAUGGUACAAAUUUGACGACCACACCGUGACCAGCCUGGACACGUCGGACGUGUGUUCCAGCGCUGGCUACAUCCUCUUCUACUCAUCCCUUCCAGAAUCGCCGGAGACGCAGCAGCACCAGAUUCGAUAGGUUUUUUAUUUAUAGGUUUAUUUUUGUUAUAGCCGUACUUGUUGAUAUUUCGGUUAAUUUUUGAUUGGAUGGACGAUCAAUGCCGCACGAUUGAGCGUGAAAUUAUUAACUAACAAUUUUAGCAGAAGAAAAAUAAACACAGUUAAAACGCCACCAGAAUUAAGGCGAUGAUACUGUUGAAUUUCGCAAAAUUUCCUCGCGACCCGGCUAAAAUCUGGUUAGUGUGCAAUCGAGAUCGCUGACCCAGCAGAUCUUACCUGCUGGCAGUGAGGCAUUUAGAAGGAAUCAGUGUUCCAAAUCGGCAACUUUUGGGUAUACUUUAUUUGAGUAUUUACUAAUAUAUACAUAGAAACAACAUUGUGGAAACGAUGGUCCUGUGAUUUUUCAAUCAAAAUACGAGGGAGAGAGAAAACAAUAGGAAUGGAGAACC